AUGUUUAAACGUUUUCGAAAGAGAAAUUACUGGAAAUCAGUUGGAAACGAAGAUGGAUAUAUUUCAGCUGUUGAGAAACUUGGACCAAGGUAUUUAGAAUUAGAUGCCAUUAAUGGAGGCUAUACUGAACCGGAUUCUAUAUGGGGUCAACUAGCAAGUUUUACAGAAAUUUCUGAAAAAAAUACGUAUGACACACGCAAAUGGCUUUACACCGUAUGGACAGAUGAUCGACGAGAAGUACGCACCAAGUUCUAUCGUCGAAAGGCUGCUGACAAUCUCUCUGAACAUAAAAUGUCACCAUCAAACAACUCAACAAAAAAAGAUGCUAUGUCUUUCGAUAAGACUAGUUCACCAGGAUCUAAGUGUGUAUGUGGGGGUUGUGGAAUAAAAGAUCCAUAUUCAUAA
Messenger RNA from Rotaria sordida, 405 nucleotides. The record is from the annotation of a GenBank genome assembly. Lineage: Eukaryota; Metazoa; Rotifera; Eurotatoria; Philodinida; Philodinidae.